Messenger RNA from Galdieria sulphuraria, 1419 nucleotides. RefSeq names its product translation initiation factor eIF-2B gamma subunit isoform 1. Gene Ontology annotation, molecular function: translation initiation factor activity; guanyl-nucleotide exchange factor activity. Bases 3 to 1397 code for a protein of 464 amino acids. Lineage: Eukaryota; Rhodophyta; Bangiophyceae; Galdieriales; Galdieriaceae. The transcript has 5 exons. Gene Ontology annotation, cellular component: eukaryotic translation initiation factor 2B complex; guanyl-nucleotide exchange factor complex. Gene Ontology annotation, biological process: biosynthetic process; cytoplasmic translational initiation. The record is from RefSeq and is a predicted model, not a curated record.
CGAUGGCAGCAGCUCAUUGUUUAGACUUUUAUCCUAUUCUUUUUGCUGGUGGAACAGGAAGCAGAUUGCAUCCAAUAACUGAUGACUUGAUAAAAGCUUUAUUACCUGUCGGAAAUAAACCUGCUUUAUUCUAUUCUCUCUAUAUGUUGGAGCGUUCUGGAUUUACUCAAGCUAUGGUGGUUACUGUUCCUAGUCAACUGGCAGCCAUCAGUAAUUAUGUUUAUGAACAAUAUCCUUCCGAUAAACUUGUGCAAAACAGAAGAACAAGUGCUCCUUCUAUGACUAUCCAUAUACAAACUGUUACGGAAGGAAUCGGUACGGCUGAUGCACUAAGGGAAAUGGCCAACUCCAUUUUUUCAGAUUUUGUGGUACUUUCUGCGGAUUUUAUUGUAGAGUGGGACCUCAUUGGAUUGUUAGAACAGCAUAGAACGCGCGACGCCUCUUUAACGGUAGUCUUGUACGAAGAUAUAUCUUCGAAACAAACAAAGGACGCACCGAAAGAUAAUUAUAGUUCAGCAUUGGAAGAUGUGGCUUUGAUGUCUCCUGUUCAUCAUCGUAUCUUUAUGUUGGAGUCCUCAGCCGAUGUUGAAAAUCAAAUUUCCAUUUCUUCUCAUAUUUUGAAAUACAAUCCUCGACUAUUUUUGAAACGGAAUCUAAGAGAUUGUCAUUUGUAUGUAUUUUCCCAUUGGGUGUUGGAGUUGCUGAGAAGAAAUGUGGCUAUAUCGAGUAUUAAAGCAGAAUUGGUUCCAUUCUUGGUUCGGAGACAAUAUCAUUUAUCGAAAAGAUGCCGUUCAUGGCAAAAACUAGUUGGAAAGUAUAAAUGGAAUCAUGAAAAAGAUUCUUUAGACAUUCCACUCGUUGCUGAAUAUCGAUGGGAAAAGGCUAUUCAUUGGACAUCAUUUCCAGAUAUUGUUCGUUGUUAUGCCAUGAUUUUGCCUAGAAAAGUAUUUGCGAGGAGAAUGCAUACUUUGGAAUGGUAUAGACAAGUUAAUGAUGCUUGUUUAAAGGGAUGGAUAGCUAGUUGUUCCAUGGGAGAAGAAUCAAAAGGAGGAGAAGAUAAAGCAUCUUCCAAUAAGAGAAAGAAUAACCAACGUUUGAUUGUGGGCCAAGAGUUAUCAUGUGGUGAACAGUCAGAACUGAAAGAUUGCGUGAUUGGGGAUCAUUGUCAUAUGGGACAACGAGUCAAGCUGAAUGGUUGUAUUGUAAUGGAUCAUGUUAUCAUUGGAGAUGAUUGUCACUUACAAAAUUGUAUCAUUUCCAGCAAUUGUCAUAUUUUGGAAGGAUGCAAAUUGAAACACUGUACUACUGCUGCUUCAGUUACUAUUCCUGCAGAUACAAGAGCCAAAGAUGAAUCAUUCGGAAAACUACAAGAUUCUGAUUUUCUGUUUCAUCCAUGAGUUGGGAAAUAAAGAGCUCGCG